Molecule: messenger RNA, 2599 nt
Organism: Argiope bruennichi
Lineage: Eukaryota; Metazoa; Arthropoda; Arachnida; Araneae; Araneidae
Product: polypeptide N-acetylgalactosaminyltransferase 13-like
Exons: 13
Coding region: 434-2194 (586 amino acids)
Cellular component (GO): Golgi apparatus
Source: RefSeq, a predicted model, not a curated record
UUCCUUUCCCACUUGUCAGAUGAAAAGGAAACAGGUGAUUAACCUUCACGGAUAGUAAUUUUAUUUGUUGUUUCAAUUCUUUACGACUUACUAUUAAAUAUUGACAUGUUAGUUGAAAUAAAAAUUACAAGAAUGGAACCGUAAUAUUAUUAUGAAGCUACUGCCAAAUUUCUUCUCAUCUGCCAUAUUAUACAACAAUGUAUGAGUUCUUUACAUGUUAUAUUGUUUUUGCAUUCUUCUCUCAUGCAUUCCACUCCAAAGCUGCUACAGUUGAAUAUUUAUAAAAUGUUGCCUUACUUUUCAUUCCAAAGUAGCAGUGGAUGGCUUACUUAAAUAAUUUCACUUAAGCAAAAGAAAUUUAUAAGCAACAAUUUACCUACUUAAGGUGUAUUUUUGAAAAUAACUCUACUUACCUGUUUCUAUAUUAUUCAACAUGGUUCGCUUUCGUUUUUAUACUUGUAAAAUAAUUAUUGUCACAUCAGUAGUGUGGUUUAUGAUUGGAGCUUUGAUGCUUAUGUAUUAUACUGAUUGUGCUGGUAACAACAGUUUAUGCAUAAAAAAGACUGUGGUUGUUAAAGACUUGCCCAGUGAAGAUGAUGUAAAGUUUUCAAAGUCUCCUAAUGCACCAAAAGGAAGAUUUGCAAGAUACAGUCCAAAAGAAUAUAAAUUAAAUCCAUCUCAUUGGCCCGGUGAAAUGGGAAAAGCUGUUGUCAUUCCUAAAGAAGAAGAGAUUUUAAAGAAUGAAAAAUUUAAGUUAAAUCAGUUUAAUUUAUUAGCAAGUGAUCGCAUUGCCUUGAAUAGAAGUCUCCUAGAUGUACGCAUGGAAUCAUGCAGACGAAAGCAAUAUCCCAGCUCUUUACCUACUACCAGUAUAGUAAUUGUAUUUCAUAAUGAAGCAUGGUCUACAUUGCUACGUACAGUGUAUAGUGUCAUAAGCACUUCACCAGCAUCUUUAAUAUCAGAAAUAAUAUUGGUAGAUGAUGCAAGUGAAAGAGAGUAUCUUGGAAAGAAACUUGAAAACUUUGUGUCCAAACUAAGCAUUCCAACUAAAGUUAUGCGUACUGGCAAAAGAUCGGGUUUGAUAAGAGCUAGGCUCAUUGGAGCAGCUGCAACAACAGGCCAAGUUAUUACUUUCCUUGAUGCACACUGUGAAUGUACUAGAGGCUGGCUUGAACCACUUCUUGCUAGAGUUGCUGAAGAUAGAACUCGAGUAGUGUGUCCUAUAAUUGAUGUAAUUAGUGAUGAAACUUUUGAAUAUGUUCCUGCAUCAGAUAUGACGUGGGGUGGCUUCAACUGGAAACUUAAUUUCCGCUGGUACCGUGUACCGCAGAGAGAAGUGGACCGUAGAGGAGGAGAUCGAAGCCUACCUCUUAAAACCCCUACAAUGGCAGGUGGAUUAUUUUCAAUUGAUAGAGAUUAUUUUGAAGAAAUUGGUAAAUAUGAUGAGGGCAUGGACAUCUGGGGUGGAGAAAAUUUGGAGCUUUCAUUUAGAAUUUGGAUGUGUGGGGGAACAUUAGAGAUUGUCACUUGCUCACACGUUGGUCAUGUUUUUCGCAAAUCCACUCCAUAUACUUUCCCUGGUGGUACAAGCAAAAUAGUUAACCAUAAUAAUGCCAGGCUUGCAGAAGUUUGGUUGGAUGAAUGGAAGGACUUUUACUAUGCAAUUAAUCCUGGUGCAAGGCAGGCUGAUAUUGGUGAUCUAACUGAAAGAAAGAAACUUCGUAAAGAUUUAAAGUGCAAGAGCUUCCGUUGGUAUUUGGAAAAUAUUUAUCCAGAAUCGCAAAUGCCUCUUGAUUAUUAUUAUCUUGGGGAAAUUAAAAAUGCUGAAACAGCAAACUGUCUGGAUACAUUUGGACGUAAAAGUGGUGAACAUAUUGCAAUGGGAGCCUGUCAUGGCCUUGGAGGAAAUCAGGUAUUUGCUUAUACAAAACGACAGCAAAUAAUGUCAGAUGAUAACUGCUUAGAUGCUGCAUCAAGCGAUGGACCUGUUAAACUCUUGCGUUGUCAUGGAAUGGGUGGUAAUCAAAUGUGGACUUAUGAUAAAGAGGAUCAAACUAUUAUACAUUCCCAAACUAGACGUUGUUUGGAUAAACCUGAUGAUUCUGAUGUUACUCUUCCCACUUUGAAGAAAUGUGAUGGUCGGCAGUCCCAAAAGUGGAUAAUGAGUAGCAGUUUUAAAUGGCAGGCUUCAUAACUUAAAUAAAAAGGACAAUACAUUUCUUACAAGGCUGCAGUAUUCUCUGAGAAUAUAUCUGUGAUGGUUAAAGUACAAGAUUCUGCAUUUUUAGUAUUUAUUUAUGUGUUUCAAAGCCGAAGUAAAAGUUUAACAUUGCCAAAUAAGCCAAUUAUCUUAUUAUUUAAAUAAUAAAAAUACUGUAAUUCCAACUGAACAUUCCAUUUGUAAAAACUUGACACUUAAAUAUUCUUAUAUUGCUAGACUGGGGUUUUUGUUCUUUUUUUCUAAAUAAAUUGUUGAAUUAUUCUUUGGUGUAUGAAAAUAUUCCGGGUUGUUACAUAGGUAUCUAUUGCACUCGAAUGCUCAUGUGCAUUAUGAUUACCUCUUCCAUAGUAGUCUUUACAAUAAAAUAUAUUUUAUUAA